Lactuca saligna is the source of this 1288-nucleotide messenger RNA. The record is from the annotation of a GenBank genome assembly. NCBI's taxonomy places the organism in Eukaryota, Viridiplantae, Streptophyta, Magnoliopsida, Asterales, Asteraceae.
CUAUUUCGUACAUUUAUGCAGUCGGUAUUUUUGGUAAAGUUGAAGUAUUUUAAAAUUCGUAGUCGGUAUUUUUGGUAAAGUGAAGUAUUUUAUCAUAAAAUUCUUGCCCAUAAUAUUCCUAAACAUAGCAUCGCCCAUGUGACCCACAUUCACUUCUUCCUCGCUAGUCGCUACAGGGCACAGGCUUGCUCUUACACACGCUACCUGCUUUCUCAUAAAUACCCCCUUCUCAAUCACCAAAAUUCACACUGAUCAACCACCUCCGAUCUCCGCCAUGUCCGUCCCUGCAUCCGUCGUCAAGCCGCCGUUGGUUGACGAGUUGGAUAUCGUCAUACCCACCAUCAGAAAUCUCGAUUUCCUCGAGCAGUGGAGACCUUUCUUCCAGCCAUACCAUCUGAUCAUCGUCCAAGAUGGAGAUCCAACGAAGAAGAUCCAUGUCCCUGAAGGAUUCGAUUACGAACUCUACAAUCGUAACGAUAUCAAUCGGAUCCUUGGCCCUAAGUCCAGUUGCAUUUCCUUCAAGGAUUCCGCUUGUCGAUGCUUCGGAUUCCUUGUCUCCAAGAAGAAAUACAUCUUCACCAUUGACGACGACUGCUUCGUUGCUAAAGAUCCAACUGGGCAAGAGAUCAAUGCAUUGGCACAACACAUCCACAACUUGUUAACACCUGCAACACCCUUCUUCUUCAACACAUUGUAUGAUCCAUACAGGGAAGGUGCAGAUUUCGUUAGGGGUUACCCCUUCAGCUUAAGAGAAGGCGCCACCACUGCCAUCUCUCAUGGCCUUUGGCUCAACAUCCCUGACUAUGAUGCCCCUACUCAACUUGUCAAGCCUCGUGAGCGCAACACCAGGUAUGUGGAUGCUGUGAUGACCAUACCGAAACAGACACUUUUCCCUAUGUGUGGGAUGAACCUUGGGUUCCAUAGGGAACUCAUUGGGCCUGCUAUGUAUUUUGGGCUCAUGGGAGACGGCCAGCCCAUUGGUCGAUAUGACGACAUGUGGGCGGGAUGGUGUGCUAAGGUGAUUUGUGACCAUUUGGGGCUAGGGGUGAAAACAGGGCUACCAUACAUUUGGCAUAGCAAAGCAAGCAAUCCAUUUAAUGCACAACCCCCACAAAAAUGCUACAUUGAGCUCUCAAAGCUUGUGAAGGAGAAACUUGGCCCAAUUGAUCCUUACUUUGAGAAGCUUGGAGAUGCCAUGGUUACAUGGAUCGAUGCUUGGAAUGAACUCAACCCGUUGACCGAUGCUGCUGCUACCACUGUCAAGAUUGAGCCUUCUAAAACUAAGUAG